Molecule: messenger RNA, 714 nt
Organism: Sphenostylis stenocarpa
Lineage: Eukaryota; Viridiplantae; Streptophyta; Magnoliopsida; Fabales; Fabaceae
Source: the annotation of a GenBank genome assembly
AUGCCCCUACCAUCUUCUCUCAGACCAUUUCUUCUCUUCCCCAAAUCUCUCUCUAAACCUUUCUCUCAACUCAUUUCAAUCAAACAAAACCAGAUUUCUUAUCUUUUACAAAUGAAACCUAUUGAAAUGGAAAGCAAGGCACCCAUACUAGCCAAGAAAGUCUGCAACAUGGUUCGUGUCAUGUUCUUCAUGAUGAGAAAAGGCAUAUUCAAGAGCAAACUCAUGAUGGACCUCGACGUCAUGCUCAAACGCCGCGGCAAGCUCGCCGGAAAAGCCAUUGCCAACCUAAUGUCCCACCACCACCACCACCACCACCACGGCGGCUCCCACCACUCCCACCUUCAAUCCUCCGCCCCGAGGGAGUACGAGUUCAGCUGCAGUAACACGCCCAACGCCUUCUCCUUCCCCGCAAUAGGGAAGCGCCACCGCCACUUUUUCGCUUGCGUCCACGCGCCUCCCACGCAGGACGACGACGCCGUGACGGUGAACGCGGUGAAGACGGUGUUGGAGAUGCUGAACAACGACGUUAAGGUCGAGAUGACGUCGUCCCCUGCGCUGCCAGGGUUUGGGCGGAGCCCCAUGGUGAGGCAGCUGAGGGUGACGGACUCGCCGUUCCCACUGCGGGAUUCCGAGCAAGACAACGACCACCAGGUCGAUAAGGCUGCGGAAGAGUUCAUUAAGAGGUUUUACAAGGAGUUGAAGAAGCAGGAUUAA